Molecule: messenger RNA, 2502 nt
Organism: Cyphellophora attinorum
Lineage: Eukaryota; Fungi; Ascomycota; Eurotiomycetes; Chaetothyriales; Cyphellophoraceae
Product: Quinate repressor protein
Exons: 1
Coding region: 1-2502 (833 amino acids)
Biological process (GO): chorismate biosynthetic process; shikimate metabolic process
Molecular function (GO): 3-dehydroquinate dehydratase activity; shikimate 3-dehydrogenase (NADP+) activity
Source: RefSeq, a predicted model, not a curated record
AUGAAGCGCAAGCUCAUAUUCCAGGACGAACCUGAUAUCGAUCAACCAAGUAGUGGAUGGUCAUCCGAUGCAAAUGUUGGUGAGGUACGCAAGGGGCGGCAUACGCCGUGGACGAGGCAGUACCAGCAGAAUGCUUCGAUCUUGUUCUUUGGACCUAGAGCGACAGGCAAGUCGAGUAUAGCAGUGAUCGCUGGAGCCCUCCUCGGGUGGAAAGUCGUGGACUGCGAUCAUGAAUUCGUCACACAGACUGGAGCCACAAAACAGCAAUAUCGCGCCGAGCACGGGACAGAACAGUAUAGAGCAAAGAAACUAGACCUUGUCCAACACCUUCUCGGGCGGGAUCCAGAGCGUUGUGUAUUUGUCUGUGGGACAGUCGCACCUCGAGAAGAGAAAGACUUCCUCGCUACGUACGCUAGUCAGCACCCUGUCGUUUAUGUGGUCAGAGAACAAGCGCUCGUUCGACAAUGUCUUGGCCUACCUGAGGACAGCCCGUUAGAAAGUGCGUUGGAGCAAAUUCAUCGUUACUUCCGGCAACAUAGCAACUUCGAAUUCUUCAACAUUGACGAGAGGCAAGAGCCGGCAUGGCAGAGCGUGCUUUCCAGAUUUCUUCAUGAGAAAUCACUGGACGACUUCAGCGCUUCUAGGCCUCGGGUCCUUCGCAAGACACGACGCCACAUUGCAAAGUUGUUGCACAAUAUCUACGGACCUGCGUUCGAGAUCACGCAGCAUGGUGAUUCUCAUAUAUCCGAGACCAGCCCAGAAUUCAAGGAAGGAUCAUUUGUACUGCUGCUGGACCUCAAUAACAUCCGAGCCGAACCUGGAAGCCUUGACCUUGUCGAUACCGAUAUUGAUGCCGUACAAUUGAACGUGGAAGCAACCCCAGAGAACUGGAAGCUACUCUUGACCACCGAUACCUUGGCCUGGACGGUAUCUCUUCUCCGACGGAAGUUCGACGUUCCGGUGAUGAUAAGUAUCUGCUGUCCAUCUGCUUCAAAGAAUCUUUCGGCAUCGGAGCUCCGUCAUUAUCGGCAACUUCUACUUCAUGCUCUGCGACCUGCUCCAGAAUUUUUAGCCUUAGAUCUAAGCCUCGGCGACGAUGUCGUACGAGAUAUAGUACGGUCCAGAGGUUACACCAAAGUCGUUGGAUCUCUCCAGCAUUGGCAAGAUGAUGAAGAGACAGUAGGCGCCAAAGACCUGGUGAAGGCAUAUCGUCGCGCCAGUGAGCUGGGCUGUGAGCUGGUCGUUCUGCGCGGCUCCUCGCGGUCUGAUUGUGACAGCUUCAAGUGCCAGGAGGUCUAUAAGAGCAUCGCUCAGAUAGAUCUUUCGACACCUGCAGUCGUGAUCGAUCAGGGCAGUCAUGGGCGCCUAUCGCAGGUAUUGAAUCGCACCAUGACCCCAGUCGUUGCGCAUCCUCAGGAGAGAAUGUUAGCCUUGACAAAUAGUGCUUCUGCUGGCCUCACGACCGCCCAGCAACUCAGGAUCAUUCGGAAGAUGCUGGUGCCAGAAAUCAGAUCGCGUUUCUACGUGUUUGGGGCAGAGGUCAGGGAGAGUCUUUCUCCUGCGAUGCAUAAUGCCGCUUUCACAGCUUGUGGGCUGCCCUACACGUACGAAGUGCGUGAGACCGGCGACCUCAGUGUUCUGCAGCGAGUUGUCAAUGAGCCGUCGUUUGGAGGCGCCAGUAUCUCCUUGCCGUUCAAGUCACUCGUACUGCCACUGGCAUCAAGACACAGCCCUGCAGUCGAACUGAUUGGUGCUGCGAACACGUUGCUACCCUACUCAGAGCAGCGUGGCAAGCCUCAGCAGCGCGAAGGCGAAUCAUUUGGUGAGGCUGCGCCUGAGUUAGUGGCGGAAAAUACCGACUGGAUGGGUAUUCACACAUGUAUUGCAAAGCACACAACACCAGCCAACCACAUCACGGAGAAUACAUCGGCAAUCGUCAUCGGCGCUGGCGGCAUUGCUCGAGCAACAAUCUACGCGCUCAUGAAACUUGGCGUUGGGCACAUCUGUAUACUCAAUAGAACGAUGGCCAAUGCGAUCAGGGUCAAGGAACACUUCGAGACUGUCUGCAGCGACCUAGACGAUACCCUCUCAGAGCUGAGUGCAGAUUCUGAGGCGUCAGCAAGCGUUCCUCGAUUUCACGUGCUCAACGGAUGGGAUGCGCCGUGGCUGACCGAUGUGCCACAUCCCAGUAUUGUCGUUUGUGCAAUACCUGUCUUUGACACAGAGGCUUCCACAGAAUACCCACCAGAAAUACGACAUGAUUGGUUUGAGAACCGCACAGGAGGCUUGAUCGCGGAUCUCUCUUGGAAGCGUCGCAAGACGAAGCUCGGAGCACAAUUAAGCUCAGGUAAACCUCGCGGAUGGAAGUGUAUCGAUCCCAUCGAGGUCUUGUAUGAGCAAGGAGCCCAGCAAUUUCCUUUCUUCGCGAAGUGCAAGGCACCGAGGAGGGCAAUGCUCGAGGCAUUUCUUAAGCAAUAUAAGAUCACGUACGAAAACACAUGA